Molecule: messenger RNA, 1203 nt
Organism: Synchiropus splendidus (mandarinfish)
Lineage: Eukaryota; Metazoa; Chordata; Actinopteri; Syngnathiformes; Callionymidae
Product: hydroxylysine kinase-like
Exons: 4
Coding region: 4-1056 (350 amino acids)
Molecular function (GO): amino acid kinase activity
Source: RefSeq, a predicted model, not a curated record
UCUAUGGAUCCCAGACCAAAGCUCUCCAUGGAGGAGGCCAACGCUCUGGUGCACCGUCUCUAUGGAAUCACACCAUCCCAGAUGUCGUCCCUCCCCAGCUAUCUGGACCAGAACUUUCUGGUGGUGAGCAGAGAGGGCUCCAAAUUUGUUCUGAAGGUAAUGAACGCGGAGGAGAGUAAGAAUGGCGCCCAUCUACAGAUCCAAAUCUUCACCACGCUCUGUCUGGGCAAGCGUGGCAUUCCAGUUCAACAGGUGCUGCCCACCACUGCCGGGACGCUCAUGAGCAUGGAGGAGAUAGACUGUGGCCAAGGUGCUCUGACCUUCUGUGUGAGGCUGAUGACCUUUCUACCUGGGAAAAGCAUCUACGACUCUCAGGUCACGCUUCAGGAUCUUUACCAAGUGGGCAAGUUCAUCGCCUCGCUGAACCAGACUUUCCAACAGCUGGAUCUGCCCGAUUCUGAUGCCUUAGACUUUUCUGAAGAUCCCUGGAACAUGCUGAACAUGGCUGCGGUGCAAGACUUCCUUACAGUGGUGGAUGAAGGUCAUCUACAGGAAGUCAUCUUGGGUGUCAUCAAAGCAUUUCAACUAAAUGUGAUCCCCAAAAUUGGAACCUUCCGGAAAGGGAUCAUUCAUAAUGACUUAAAUGACCGAAACAUCCUUGUCACGCCGGCUCUCAAUGGCCACCACAACAUUUCAGGAGUCCUGGACUUUGCUGGACUCGGGAAAAGCUGCAUCGUAUUUGAGGUGGCCGUCUCCAUCAUGUACCACAUGCUCAGCUACCCCAGACCCCUGGAUGUUGGAGGGGCGAUUCUAGCUGGCUGGCAGAGCGUCAUGGUGCUCAAUGAGGAGGAGAAGGAUUCCUUAUAUCUCCUGGUGCUGGGCCGGUUAUGCCAGUCGUUGGUUUAUGGUCGUGACAAUGCGAGAAAAUACCCUGACAAUGCUGAGUAUCUGCUGAGAACUGCCCAAAAUGGGGAGUGGGUUCUUAAAAUGCUCUGGGAACUUGGCAAGGAGGAAGUUCUGAAGAAAUGGUUCUCUGACCUCACCAUGUUCUCCUGAGAUGGCUUUCCUGUUUGCACUUUUACAGGUUGAGCACUAGAGGGAGGCAAAUCUUAAUCACAAUAUUCACAGAGUUGUGGUUUCAAGUUAACGCGUUUAAACGAGUAACUUAAAGUGUUACUCAGAACCGGAUCUUCAGCCAGUGUA